CUCAUCAGAGCUGUUAGCCAAUUUCACAACCCAUUCUCACAGCCCCCGCCUCACCUCACCUCAUCUCAUCUCACCUUCAAACUCCAAAAAACCAUACCCGAAAUGUCCAAUUCACCAACAAUCUCCAUCCUCCCCGCAUCCCCAGAAGACGCGCCAACACUAACCCGCAUCCACGGCGAUGCAUUCAAAGACUCCACACUCACCGACCUCAUGUUUGGUCCUCCAACAGAGGAGAACCUAAAAGGGUUCACGGGCCAGCUCGCGGAGCUCAUCGCAGGCGAUAAAGCAACAAGAUUCACCAAAGCCGUCGACAACGAUACGAAUAGGAUCGUAGGCUGGAGUUGGUGGGAUUUCCAUCCCGAUUAUGAGACACGAGUGAAAGGCUCGGAAGCUUUCGCGAAGGAUCAUGCCGAUCCACCUGAGUCUGCUAUUAGUCCUGAGGCGUAUAAGGAUUAUUUCCGGGGGGUGGAGGUGAGACGGGAGAAGUGGGUUGGUGGGAGGCCUGUUGCUUUUCUCAGAGUCCUUGUCGUUCUCCCUGAGUACCAGAGAAAAGGAAUUGGUGCGAAACUUAUCACAAUGGGGCUGGAAGAGGCAGCCGCUCAAAAACUUCCGGUCUGGUUGGAAUCUUCAGAAGAGGGAUACGCGUUAUACAAGAAGCUGGGUUUCAAGGAUCUUAACGAUAGCAUUGUGAUUGACUUGGCUAAGUACGGAGAGUCAGGGAUAACGACGACGGCGUGUAUGCUGUUGGAGAAUGGCAGCUCUUGAACAGAAACUGAAUGGGUGUAUUCAUUACGGGGGAGAAAAUCGCUUGGAACCAAUUUGCAAGUGGAUCUGUCUAUUAAGCCGCGAACGGAGUUAUUAUCCUCGUUGUAUCAAAUUGCGUAGUCAUGUUAGCCUAUGUACAGCUAUGGAAAGAAAAGGAAACCGUGGUAUAAGAGGUCAA
Messenger RNA from Aspergillus pseudotamarii, 943 nucleotides. RefSeq names its product GNAT family N-acetyltransferase. NCBI's taxonomy places the organism in Eukaryota, Fungi, Ascomycota, Eurotiomycetes, Eurotiales, Aspergillaceae. The transcript has 2 exons. The coding region runs from base 103 to 765 and encodes 220 amino acids. The record is from RefSeq and is a predicted model, not a curated record. Gene Ontology annotation, molecular function: acyltransferase activity, transferring groups other than amino-acyl groups.